Molecule: messenger RNA, 2716 nt
Organism: Thecamonas trahens ATCC 50062
Lineage: Eukaryota; Apusomonadida; Apusomonadidae
Exons: 2
Coding region: 1-2352 (783 amino acids)
Source: RefSeq, a predicted model, not a curated record
AUGACCACCCCUGCUGACAUUGCACGCGAGCUGAGUCACCUCCGAGAGAUGAUGGCUACAGGCCUAGCUGAGCUCCGUUCUGAACUCGCUGCUCUCCGCUCGGCUGACGCCUCGGUCAUGUCCCGUCUCGACGCCCUGGAACGUGUCGUCGCUGCACCCCCGUCAGACACGCCGGCUCCGCCAUCGACUGCACCCGCUUCAACCCCUGCGCCCGCUCCAACUCCUGCGCAUGCCUCACUCCCUCCGGCCGCCGCCGCCGAUGACGCCAUCCGCCACGCUGCAGAGAUCCAGGCCAAGGCGCUGUACGAUGAAGCUGAUGCCCUGCGGCAUCGAGUUCUUCCCGGCCUUUGCCACCCCAACGACUGCAAGCACCACGCUCUUCCCUUUACCUCGGUCGGUACACGCUACGUCUACCCGUGCUGCGGCGCCGAGUUCCGCCAUGCCCGCGAGGCCGAGUUUUCUCCGGGCUGUGUCCGCAGUGAGCACGCCGAGUUCCACCACAAUCGCAUCUCCUACCACACGCACACCUCGUGGCUCAGCUCCGUCCGCAAAUCUCCGCUCUCUCACGAGUGGUUCCACUUUGCCGUCCCCGAUAUCGCCUCCGGCUCGCCCAAGUUUGUCGUCGUCGGCACCUCGCGCGCCGGGCGCUCCGCCUCGGACACCACUCCGUCCAUCUUUAUCGCUGCUGGCCGCGGCCUCGCCUCUUGGGGCUCGCGCAUGGCUAUGUUCUCUGCCUCGGAUCUCGAUGCCCUUGUAUCUGCCGCUGCUGCGGCAGACACCGAACGAGCCAUUGCUCUUACCCUUGCCUCAGAGUCCGGCUCUGACUCUCAGCCGUGGUCCAUUUCGGUCAGCAUCUCCCGCGCCGCCGGCCCAGCCGCUGGCAUUGCCACCUACGUCGUCACUGCUGCUGUCGCCCUGGCCACCCUCACCGAGCCCACCCUCAUCACCUUUCCGUUCCAGGUUACCACCGACUCGCCUGCCGACGCCGACGCCGACGCCGACGCCGAAGCCGAAGCCGACACUGGUGAUGACGACACCAGCGCCACCAUCAACGCUUCCGCAUCGUUCAUCCCGCUCGCCGAUGCACCCUCAGUCUCCAACGCGCCACUUCUGCCGUCUGACAAGCUCGCCAAGCUCGACCACGACGCCCUCGCCGCCUCGAUCCCGCCGCCGCUCGUCGAUGGCACCCCGAUUGCAGACGACCCACCGCCACCGCUCACCAUCCACAAGUCUUCCGGCUCGUCCGAGCUCCGCAUCAAGGCUGCCGAGGUGAGCGAGGUCAGCCAGAGCCUCGGCUCCGACUCGUUUGUCAACUUUUUCACCAUCCCGCUCAAGAUUAUGAACCCGAGCUCGUCCAAGCUCGCUGUCGUCGAUGCCUCCGCCUUUUACCUUGAUGCUUCCGGCGCCGCCGUCCCGGUCGAGAGCCUCCAAUUUGCCGCCUCGGACGCCGCCACCUGGGAAGACUCGCUCGGCCUCACCCUCGACACUAUGGGCGUCGCCCAGAUCAAGGCGCGCCUCGGCAUCCGAGUUGCCGGCGCCUGCGGGUCAACCUAUGCGCUGCGCGCCCGCGCCGCGCCCUCGCUCCCGCAGCCACUUACCCUGCGCCUCCUCGUCGAGGACAUCAUGGGCGAGGAUGUGGCCAUCGACGUCGAGUACGCCAACUCGCAACUCGGGCUCAUCACCAAGGAGUCGUGGGAAAAGUCCAACUCGCUCGCCGCCCUCGCCUUUGUCUACGCAGACGCCUGCGCUGCCAUGACCCGCCACUACGUCGCCAUCGCUCGCGCCAACCGUGCCUACGUGCUCGCUACCUCACACAGCACUCGGUUUACCCUCGACGACGCCAAACUCAAUGUCAUGGCCUUCAACGCCCAUUGCACCAACUCCGAGGUCCUCGACUUGCCCAACAUGUCGCUCACCUCGGAUGAAGCCACCACCGAGUUUGCCGCCCUCGUUCAUGACCCGGCUCACCUUGGUCCGGUCUACGGCUUCCGAGUCACGAUCACUACCCCCGACAUGCGUCGGGUCGAGCACAUCGCACUCCCGCCCAUCCCGAGCAAGCCCGAGCUGCUCCGCCUCGACUCGUCCUCCAUCCAGCGCGGCCAGUACGCCACUUGCGCCUACCACAUCAACGAGCUGCACACCGGUGACUGGUUCGCCGUCGUCGUCGCCGGAACCUUGUCCAACAACUCGGCAGGCAGCUUUUGGUACGAGCAUCCUGACCCAUCCGCUGCGGACAGCGGCACCAUCGACUUUGUCGCACCAGACAAGCCCGGCGAGUACCGCCUCCGCUUCUUCCCCAACUCACAGCUCACGACCCACACCGUCGAGUCGGACAUCUUUGCUGUCCUGUAACUACUCACUCGUUCAACCCCUCGUUCGCCGGGACGAUCCGGCUCGACUGCGCCCGCGAAAGAUUGCGCGGCGACGACCGCGAGUCUGUUGUCGGGUUGGCUCGCCGAGCUACCUGACACGACGGGCUAGUUUUGUGGGGUAUCGCCACCGCGCUCUCGUCAUCAAGGCUGCUGGCACUUGCCUCUGCCUUGUUGACAUCGGUGUCGACAUCGAGGAGGUCACCACCUCGUCCGAGGUCGAGAUCAACGGCGAGGUGCAGUCGGUCAACAACCUGGUUGGCCACUCGAUCGAGCCGUACACCGUCCACGAGGAAAACAAAUUGUCAUGGCGCUCGCCACCAGGGCGAGUACAAGGAGAAAGAGAG